AUGGCAAACUCAACGCAGGGCGAUGGGGGCCUCCCCAGCGCGGAGCUCUGGGUCUCCCAUAACUGGAUGGUAGUGGAGCCACUUGAGAGCAACGACCCGGAGGUGCACGCCAUCAUCAAGAAGGAGAAGCAGCGGCAGAGGCUGGGGCUGGAGUUAAUCGCGUCAGAGAACUUUGCGAGCCGAGCGGUCCUGGAGGCCUUGGGAUCCUGCAUGAACAACAAAUACUCUGAGGGUUACCCAGGGCAGAGGUACUAUGGUGGGACGGAGUUCGUAGACGAGCUGGAAAGGCUGUGCCAGAAGCGAGCCCUGCAGGCGUACAGGCUUGACCCCCAGAAGUGGGGCAUCAACGUCCAGCCCUACUCAGGGUCACCCGCAAACUUUGCGGUGUACACGGCCCUGGUGGAGCCCCAUGGCAGGAUCAUGGGGCUGGACCUGCCCGAUGGCGGCCACCUCACCCACGGGUUCAUGACGGACAAGAAGAAGAUCUCUGCCACCUCUGUCUUCUUCGAGUCCAUGCCCUACAAGGUCAACCCCAAGACCGGUUACAUCGACUACGACCAGCUGGAGGAGAAUGCCCGCCUCUUCCACCCCAAGCUGAUCAUAGCAGGUGUCAGCUGCUACUCACGUAACCUGGACUAUGCCCGCAUGCGGAAGAUCGCUGAUGCCAACGGUGCCUAUCUCAUGGCCGACAUGGCCCACAUCAGCGGGCUGGUGGCUGCCGGCAUGGUGCCCUCCCCCUUUGACCACUGCGAUGUCGUCUCCACCACCACCCACAAGACCUUGCGGGGCUGCAGGGCUGGCAUGAUCUUCUACCGCAAAGGCAUCCGCAGCGUGGACCCCAAGACAGGCAAGGAAACACUCUACAACCUGGAGAGCCUCAUCAACCAGGCAGUCUUCCCGGGGCUGCAGGGAGGCCCGCACAACCACGCCAUUGCAGGGAUCGCCGUGGCGCUGCGGCAGGCCAUGACGCACCAGCAGCAGGUGGUCGCGAACUGCAAGGCGCUCUCGGCAGCGCUGAUGGAGCUGGGCUACGACAUCGUCACGGGGGGCUCCGACAACCACCUGAUUCUCCUGGAUCUGCGCAGCAGGGGCACGGACGGUGGCCGGGCUGAGCGGGUGCUGGAGAUCUGCUCCAUCGCCUGCAACAAGAACACAUGCCCCGGCGAUGUCAGCGCCCUGCGGCCCAGCGGCCUGCGGUUUGGGACACCAGCUCUCACCUCCCGCGGCUUCCGGCAGGAUGACUUCCGCAUGGUGGCUCAGUACAUCCACAGAGGGAUCGAGCUGACGCUGCGUGUGCAGAAGGACAUGAGCCCCAAGGCCACGCUGAAGGAAUUCAAGGAGAAACUGGAGGAUGAGAAAUACCGAGAGGAGCUGAAGGCACUGAAGGAAGAGGUGGAGGCCUUCGCAGCGACCUUCCCGCUCCCAGGGCUGCCUGUCCUGUAA
Molecule: messenger RNA, 1443 nt
Organism: Cariama cristata (Red-legged seriema)
Lineage: Eukaryota; Metazoa; Chordata; Aves; Cariamiformes; Cariamidae
Gene: SHMT1
Product: serine hydroxymethyltransferase 1 (soluble)
Exons: 11
Coding region: 1-1443 (480 amino acids)
Biological process (GO): protein homotetramerization; L-serine catabolic process; folic acid metabolic process
Cellular component (GO): nucleus; cytoplasm; cytosol
Molecular function (GO): glycine hydroxymethyltransferase activity; cobalt ion binding; mRNA 5'-UTR binding
Source: RefSeq, a predicted model, not a curated record